GCUCUGCGGUCGCUAUGACAACAGUCCCGCCCUCCGCCGCUAUUGGCCGAAAGCUGGCGGCCCCGGGCCGAGCGGCGGCUCUGAUUGGUGGCGGCCGGGCGGGGGCGGGGCAGGUUUGUUGUGCGGCGGCGGCGGCGGUUGUCAAGCGGCGGCGGCGCCGCCGGGGGUUGGGCUCCGGUGCCGCCGCUCCGGCCGGACGGGCCUGGCCCGAACACCACCGUCUGAGCGUCCCCCUGCAGCUCCUCGUCGCCCGGUGAGGCUGCGGCGGCUGGCGGCAGCGCUUCCCGCCCACCCCCGUCCCUCCGGCGGAGCUCCGCGCCGGCCUCGUCGCUCCCGUGAUGGUCGUCAGCGAGCGGCAGGGGCCGCCGGGGCGGAGGGCUGGGCGGCGGUAGGACGGGCGAACCGGCGGAGCCUGGCCAGGAGGAGGAAGAAAACGUUUGGGAGAGGCACCGAGCGGAGCCAUGGCCGUGGCCGUCACCACGAAGACCGCCUGGAAGCUGCAGGAGAUCACAGCUCACAGCAGCAAUGUGUCCUCGCUGGUGCUGGGGAAGAGCUCAGGCCGGCUGCUGGUGACAGGAGGGGAUGACUGCCGAGUCAACAUCUGGGCUGUCAACAAGCCCAACUGCAUCAUGAGUCUGACAGGCCACACAACACCCAUUGAGAGCCUACAGAUCAACCCCAACGAGGAACUCAUUGUUGCAGGCUCUCAGUCAGGCUCCAUUCGAGUUUGGGACCUGGGAGCUGCCAAAAUUCUUCGUACCUUGCUGGGUCACAAAGCAAGCAUCUGCAGCCUUGAUUUCCACCCCUUUGGAAGCUUUGUGGCAUCUGGCUCUCUGGACACAAACAUUAAGCUGUGGGAUGUGAGGAGGAAAGGCUGCGUCUUCAGGUACAAGGGUCACACAGAAGCAGUUCGCUGCCUGCGCUUCAGCCCCGACGGGAAGUGGUUGGCCUCUGCUGCCGACGACCACACUGUGAAGCUGUGGGACCUGGCUGCUGGCAAGAUCAUGUUUGAGUUUACAGGACACACUGGGCCAGUCAACAUUGUUGAGUUCCAUCCCAAUGAGUACCUCCUGGCUUCUGGCAGUUCUGACAGGACUGUUCGGUUCUGGGACCUGGAGAAGUUCCAGGUCGUGAGCUGCAUCGAGGAGCAGGCUACCCCUGUCAGGUGUGUGCUCUUCAACCCCGACGGCUGCUGCCUGUACGGCGGCUGCCAGGACUCGCUGCGGGUCUACGGCUGGGAGCCCGAGCGCUGCUUCGACGUGGUCUUGGUCAACUGGGGCAAAGUGGCUGACCUGUCCAUCUGCAACAGCCAGCUGAUUGGAGUCUCCCCUGCCCAGAGCACUGUUUCCUCCUUCGUUGUGGACCUCAGCAGGAUCACCAAGUCCGACUCUGUUCCUCGGGGGCUGAUCAGGGACAACGAACCUCUGGUACCUCCUACCCCUACGGGCUCUUCCCUUCGUCGGAUCUACGACAGGCCCUCAACCAGCUGCAGCAAGCCACAAAGCAGGGUGAAGCACAACUCAGAGAGUGAGAGGCGCAGCCCCAGCAGUGAGGAUGACCGAGACGAGAAGGAGUCCAAGGCUGAGAUCCAGAACCAAGAGGAUUACAAAGAGAUCUUCCAGCCCAAAAAUGCCAUCUCUCGAACUCCUCCUCGCCACAACGAACCCUUCCCAGCCCCUCCUGAGGAUGAGCCUGUGGCUGCAAAGGAUGCAGUGAAGCUCAGCCAAGCUGCUGAUGCUCAGCCCCUGGUGCCAAAGCAAGAGCUUCCAGAUCCAGUUCAGAGACCACCUACUGCCUCCUCCACUCCUUUGACCAGAACAGAGCCAUCAGUGAUCCCUGCAGCCAGGAAUGAGCCCAUUGGCUUGAAAGCUUCUGACUUCCUACCAGCUGUGAAAAACCAAAGCCAGAGUGAGCUGGUGGAUGAGGAGGCCAUGUCCCAGAUCAGGAAGGGCCACGAGACCAUGUGCGUGGUGCUCACCAGCCGCCACAAGAACCUGGACACGGUGCGGGCAGUCUGGAGCAUCACUGACAUCAAGAGCUCUGUGGACUCUGCAGUGGCCAUCAACGACCUCUCAGUGGUGGUGGACCUGCUGAAUAUUGUCAACCAAAAAGCGUCCCUCUGGAAGCUGGAUCUGUGCACUAUCAUCCUGCCACAGAUAGAAAAGCUCCUCCAGAGCAAAUAUGAGAGCUAUGUCCAGACAGGUUGCACCUCCCUGAAGCUCAUCCUGCAGAGGUUCCUGCCCCUGAUCACAGACAUCCUUGCUGCACCCCCUUCAGUUGGAGUGGACAUCUCCAGAGAGGAAAGGCUCCACAAGUGCAGGCUCUGCUACAAGCAGCUGAAGAACAUCAGCAACAUCGUCAAGAACAAGUCUGGGCUCAGCGGCCGCCACGGUAGUGCCUUCCAGGAGCUGCACCUCCUCAUGGCUGUCCUGGAGUGACAGCUGCCACCUCCUGCCCUGCAAGCAGAGCUGGCCAAGCUGCCUCCUCUCUGCUUGCUCUGCCUGGAUCUCACCUCUCUGCGUGUCCAUCUGCCCCUCUCACCCUCCUCCAGCAGCACAGCAGGGAGGUGGAACCUGCCUGGCACCUGCCCAGCUCCGCUGCCUUAGAGGCUGGGGGCUGGGGGCUGUGCCAGCCCCUCUAAGGAAGCAGCUGCGUUUGAGCUGCUGCUCUCUGUCUGCUGGCCUUUCCCUGGUGGGAGGGCUCUGUGCCUGCUGUGCCCCUUCCCUGCCCCUCCUUCACCUCCCCUGUGCCCCUCCUCGCUUCUCCUGGCUUGGCUCUGCGGGCUGGCACCGCCUGGCCCUGCUCUCUGCAGCCUGCUGGGGGCUGCAGUGCCCACCCCACAAAAGCCUGCUGUGGGAUGCCCUUUUUUGCCUACUCAGAGAAGAGAUUGCAGCUGCCCUCUGGCACCAUCCCCCUGGGUUGGCUCCACCUGUGCCUGCUGCAGGCUCAAGGACCCAGAUCUUGGCAUCCCUUAAGUCCCUGCUGGCAGCACUGGGAGCAGAGGUGGUGAAGCCCUUCAGGAGUGUUGCUGGGAGCUGAGCUCUGCAUGGAGCUGUUAGAACACAUCACUUGAGCAGGACUUGCC
Pogoniulus pusillus (Red-fronted tinkerbird) is the source of this 3085-nucleotide messenger RNA. RefSeq names its product katanin regulatory subunit B1 (gene KATNB1). Gene Ontology annotation, biological process: microtubule severing; microtubule depolymerization. The transcript has 20 exons. Gene Ontology annotation, cellular component: katanin complex. The coding region runs from base 462 to 2438 and encodes 658 amino acids. Gene Ontology annotation, molecular function: microtubule binding. The record is from RefSeq and is a predicted model, not a curated record. Lineage: Eukaryota; Metazoa; Chordata; Aves; Piciformes; Lybiidae.